UAUAACUUAGGAAGAAAAUACACAAAUCUUCCUCAAGAGUUCCUACCCUUAUAAAUCUAAAGCCUAGCUAUCCUCAUUAUUGUCUCCAAAUCCUAAAAUGGGGACUGAAAAGCUUAGAUCUUAUGCAAACUUUCUUGAGAACUCUAUGCCAUAUUUUGCCAUGAUCCUUUUGCAGUUUGGCUAUGCAGGCAUGAACAUUAUAACCAAGCUUUCUCUCAAUGGUGGCAUGAGUCACUAUGUUCUUGUUGUUUAUCGCCACGCUUUCGCUACCAUCGCUAUAGCUCCAUUCGCCAUUAUCUUCGAAAGGAAGGCUCAACCAAAGAUUACAUUUUCAGUUUUCAUGCAAAUUUUCCUCCUAGCAUUACUUGGGCCAGUGAUAGAUCAAAACUUAUACUAUGCUGGAUUGAAAUUAACAUCUCCAACUUUCUCAUGUGCAAUGAGCAAUAUGCUUCCUGCCAUGACUUUCGCAAUCGCGGUUUUAUGCCGGAUGGAAAUUAUAAACAUGAAGAAGUUGAGAUGCCAAGCAAAGGUGGUUGGAACUUUAUUAACUGUGGCUGGAGCAAUGUUGAUGACAUUAUACAAAGGUCCUAUCUUGGAUUUGCUAUGGACUAAAGAAACACCUCAUAGUAAUCAAAUUUCAACAAACAUCACAAGAUCCUCAAACAAAAAUAAUUGGCUCAUUGGUUCCAUUUUACUCAUUAUUGCUACACUUGCAUGGUCCUCCCUCUUUGUGUUACAAGCUAGGGCUAUAGAAACAUACAAGAAUCAUCAGCUAACACUUACAUCACUUAUAUGUUUCUUUGGGACACUUCUAGCUUUUGUUGCCACUUUGGUUAUGGAACAUAAAGUUUCUGUUUGGACAAUUGGUUGGGAUAUGAAUCUAUUAGCUUCUGCAUAUGCUGGGAUAGUUGCAUCAAGUAUAUCAUACUAUGUACAAGGAUUGGUAAUAAAAAAGAAAGGGCCUGUUUUUGCAACUUCAUUUAGUCCUUUGAUGAUGAUCAUUGUAGCAAUCAUGGGUUCAUUUUUCCUUGCAGAGCAGAUUUUUCUUGGAAGUGCAAUUGGUUCCAUCUUGGUUGUGAUAGGCUUAUAUUCUGUUUUAUGGGGAAAGCACAAAGAACAAAUGGAAAGUAAAGUGGCACCAGAUGAUAAACCGUUGCCCAUAAAGGGUGUUUGGGUGAAUGGAAAUAAAGGGACACUUUCUGAAGCCAUUGAUCAACUUAGUGAAGCAAAAUCAGAUCAGAAAGUAGAAUCAAACAUUUCUCUUGUUAUUAUAAAUUACAACAAAAGUUAGCCAAUAAACAAAAGGUAUAAGCAAUAUGAUUCAUAUGCAUGCUGUGGACUUCAAAUUGGUUAAAAAAUGAUGAAACUUUUUUGGUGAUUUUGCAAGAAUUUGUUGUUGCCCUAUUGAAGAUAUUAUGUUUUUAUAUUGUUUGAGAAACUCGAAAUUGAAAAUUUACCAAUAUGAGUUUGAAUUACAAUAUGAUGCAAAAUAUUUCCUUUGUUUUUGAAAAUUGUGUGUAGUAAAGAAAAGAUAAGCUAGAAAAAUAUGGCCAACU
Messenger RNA from Vicia villosa (hairy vetch), 1556 nucleotides. Its product is annotated as WAT1-related protein At5g07050-like. The transcript has 7 exons. The record is from RefSeq and is a predicted model, not a curated record. Gene Ontology annotation, molecular function: transmembrane transporter activity. Gene Ontology annotation, cellular component: plasma membrane. NCBI's taxonomy places the organism in Eukaryota, Viridiplantae, Streptophyta, Magnoliopsida, Fabales, Fabaceae. Bases 98 to 1291 code for a protein of 397 amino acids.